AUGAAUAUGUUGGAUGAUGAAGAUGACCAAAGCUUUCACGCUACGCGUGACGGCUACUCCCAUUUGAGCGAUGUCGAAUGGGAUGCGGUUGAACGAAUGGGUUCGACCAUGGGCAUCCAUGCUGUUAGCGUCAUGCUAGAGGCUCUCAACAGAGAUGCCCAACAUGCUACGAUCGCCAAGUUCAUUCAAAAUGAACUUGACGCUGAACGCGAGAAAGUAGCCUUGCUUCACCAACAAGGUUCUCAACAAGCAGAGUUGUUGAGAGAACAGGGUGCUCAACAGUUUGAACUGUUGAGACAGCAGUAG
Messenger RNA from Peronospora matthiolae, 306 nucleotides. Lineage: Eukaryota; Oomycota; Peronosporomycetes; Peronosporales; Peronosporaceae. The record is from the annotation of a GenBank genome assembly.